UCUGGUGAACCAGCGGGGCUUGUGAGUACGAUCUUGCGCCUCCGUGCACCGAAGCGAUGUCGGGAGACCUGCAAGCCCCGCUCCGGUGGAGGCCGGCAUCCGGGGUCCACCCUAGGGUCCGGGUGGUGCGGCCCAGAGCGAGCGGGGACCCGGAAUCCGGGAAAGGGCUCCGUACCCAGCCGGUGUCUGACUCGGGCGACCUCCAGGAUGUCGGAGGCCGAGAGUUCCCGCAAAGAGCCCGCGCUGCGGAAGAUGAAGAAGAAGGAGCCGGUGCGCCGCACCGUCAGCCAAAUCUGCCCGCCCCCGCGGCGGCCCCUGACGGUGGCCGACAUCCACCCGGGCAUGGAGAACCAGCGGCUGGGGGUCGUGCGCGACUCCAUGUUUCAGAACCCGCUCAUCGUCAAGGCGGAACUCGGCAAACCCCGGGAGAGAAGCUGCAGCCUGCCCGGUGUCGAUUUCAACUACGGCCUCUACAUCCGGGGGCUGGAUGGGGGGGUCCCCGAAGCCAUCGGGCACUGGAAUGUGUACAGGCAGCAGCCCACCUGCCCCCAGGAGCUGACCCGGAACUACAUCGCCAUGAACCGCGGGGCCGUGAAAGCUGGCCUGGUGACCGCCCGGGAGAACAUCCUAUACCGCAGGCUCAAUGACAUCCGCAUCAGUGACCAGGACGACCGGCGCCACAAGGAGCUGCCCACCGUUCCCCCCAACAUGACCUUCGGAAUCCGGGCACGGCCUUCGACCCCAUUUUUUGACCUGCUGCAGCACCGGUACCAGCAGCUGUGGGUGCAGGAACAGAAGGCCGCCCAGAAAGCCAUCAAACUGGAGAAAAAGCAGAAGGUGGUCCUGGGAAAGCUGUGCGAGACGCGGAGCAGCCUGCUGCGGAAGCACAAGCCGCCGGUGAAGCUGGACGCCCUGUGGCACUUGCCCCAAUUCCAGAAGUGCUCCAUUGUGCGAAACCGCCACAGUUCCCUCAGCCACUCAUCUGCUGCUGGACACGUAGGCCGCUUCCAAGAGGUAGCGACUGAGGAUCGAGCAGCUGUACACGUGGGUGUGCCCGGGUCACUGCGAUGAUGUGACGUCUGUAACUGUUUGGCGAAGAUGUCUGGGAGGGGAAGAGCUGGGUCUGGUGGAGUUUCUAGUGGUUUUCUGAGGACGCUCCGCCCUGAUUUGCACAGUGGCUGUACUAGUUUAUAUUCCCACCAACGAGGUGGGAGGCUCCCUUCUGCUCUGCCUCGCCAUAGUCUGCUGUCGCUUGGUUUUUUACUGAUGGCCCUUCUCUCUGGACCAGGCGGGACUCAGCCUUCAGCCUUGAGCAGGGAAAGAACAGUGUUCAAGUCCACCUGUGUCUCUGCAUAAACACAGGCUGGGAAGUGUGGGGAGGGGCUGUGUGUGCCCAAUUUGGGAAGUGAGGCUGAGUUCCUAGGUGGACGCACAGGACUCGUCUGGCCCGGGAAGGCAGCUUCACAGGGCGCUGUUCCCAGCCAGCCCGGCUGUCAAGUUAAACUGUGAUGUAGGCAAAGGAGGGGCCGCUGCCUCCCUGGGCCCUAAUGCACCGGAACAGGCUGGGGAAGCCUGUUUUCUCCCCCUACACGCAGCCCUUGUGUCCUCCCUGAGCGGCCUCUGUCAGUGCAUGACGGUGACCGCAGCCCCACUGCUCCUCCGUCUGGGCCACCACCGUACUCGCUGCAAAUGUCAAGGAAGGAGCUGGGACAGGCGGUGGUGAGAGCCAUGGACACGCCUCCCCCGUACAGCACCCCUGGCCACUGCCAGUGGCAGCCUCCCGUUUCCGUCCUGCGCUUGCCGUUUGAAAGGCAUCCUGCCCCUCUGGCCCUCUGGCCCCCAAGUCCCGCUCACCUCCCGGCCCCUUCUCUCUGAUGGCCCUGACCCCUGGGGACGCCGUGUGACAGGGUGCCAGGACCCCUGGCCCUCAGACCACCCUGCAUCGGGCUCCGCAGCAGGGGUCCCGGCCCUCU
Fukomys damarensis (Damara mole-rat) is the source of this 1973-nucleotide messenger RNA. It is a transcript of the gene Cfap77, whose product is annotated as cilia and flagella associated protein 77. Lineage: Eukaryota; Metazoa; Chordata; Mammalia; Rodentia; Bathyergidae. The record is from RefSeq and is a predicted model, not a curated record. The coding region runs from base 208 to 1071 and encodes 287 amino acids. The transcript has 6 exons.